Molecule: messenger RNA, 429 nt
Organism: Morchella importuna
Lineage: Eukaryota; Fungi; Ascomycota; Pezizomycetes; Pezizales; Morchellaceae
Exons: 2
Coding region: 1-429 (142 amino acids)
Source: RefSeq, a predicted model, not a curated record
AUGUCCGGGGAUCUGCCCAAACGCACACCCGCCACCGACUCCGCCGUUGCAGAGUUCAAUACCCGCCAGCGGCGAUGCAGCGCCGCCUCCGCCUCCAACCUCGUUAGUAGCGAUGAGGGCUCCGAAACGCCGUCGUACUGCAAGGAAACGAACUACGGCGUAGAUAUGUCUGGUGCCUCGACUACUGCGAGUGUUGAGGGUGGUAGCUCGAGUUAUAUAUAUGACGAUAAUACUAGUAGUGAUGGAUCGUCGAGCUCGAGCUCUAGCUCGGUGGGUAGUGAUAGGUCGGGGUCGGAGGGGAGUAGUAGUGGUGGUGGUAGCAGUAGCGAUGGUGGGACUGCCGGCUUGGUGGGUGGGGCCGGGAGGGUGGGGGGUGGGGUGGCUUGGGUUGUUGGUGUUGCGGUGGUGAUUGAGGCGAGAUUCUUGUGA